AUGAAAGGCUGCUCUGAGUUAACUGCUAAAAGCUUCUGGAGGGAAGAAGGUAUAAAUUUCUCAGUGUCCGACUCUGAAGGUAUGUCUGGUUGUCUUAUUACUUUGUGGAAUUCUUCGAAACUGAAAGUGGUUUGUAGUUUUAAGGGGACUGGUUUUUUGGGUAUAAAAGUUUUGUCGAUGGAUAAGGUUUUCUAUGUCUGUAAUGUGUAUUCUCCCUGUAGCCUCUCUACUAAGAGGGUUCUUUGGAAAAAUUUGCUGAAUGUUAAAGACAAAUUCAAUGACGGGGAGUGGCUAAUUGGUGGAGAUUUUAACUCGGUUAAAAAUGGAGGUGAAAAGAAAGGGAGGUCUGAAAUUGAAAACCGUGCGGAGUGGGAGGAAUUUGCAGGUUUUAUAAGUGAUACUGGGUUAGAAGAUGUGCCGUGUAAAGGGAAAAAAUUUAGUUGGUUCAGUAGCGAUGGAGGGUCGAAAAGCCGGCUGGAUCGUUUCUUGGUGUCUAGCAACAUUGUUAACCUGUGGGGUGUUGUCGCGCAAAAAAUCGGAGAUAAGGACAUAUCCGAUCAUUUUCCCAUUUGGUUAGUGGUGGACAAAAUGGAUUGGGGUCCGAAACCUUUCAAAUUCAAUAACGAAUGGUUUCAUCACAAGGAUUUUAUUGAUUUUGUCGAGAAGGAAUGGAGAGGAAUGCUAAUCCAAGGGCGUGGUGAUUUCGUGUUGAAAGAGAAGAUAAGACUUCUUAAGUUCAAGUUGAGAUGGUGGAAUUCGAAUGUUUUUGGUAAAAUCUUGAUUUGGAGGAGGGAGUUAAGGAGAUGA
Messenger RNA from Vicia villosa (hairy vetch), 807 nucleotides. RefSeq lists its product as uncharacterized. The transcript has a single exon. Bases 1 to 807 code for a protein of 268 amino acids. Gene Ontology annotation, molecular function: catalytic activity. NCBI's taxonomy places the organism in Eukaryota, Viridiplantae, Streptophyta, Magnoliopsida, Fabales, Fabaceae. The record is from RefSeq and is a predicted model, not a curated record.